This is a messenger RNA of Fusarium tjaetaba, 636 nucleotides long. RefSeq lists its product as uncharacterized. The record is from RefSeq and is a predicted model, not a curated record. NCBI's taxonomy places the organism in Eukaryota, Fungi, Ascomycota, Sordariomycetes, Hypocreales, Nectriaceae. Bases 1 to 636 code for a protein of 211 amino acids. The transcript is spliced from 2 exons.
AUGAAGUUUUUCAGCCUUCUUACUCUUGCUUCCUUCGUCACGGCCUCUCCUUUCCGCCGGCAACAACAAACCGUCACAGGAACCAUCAAGUCCUCAGUCGACACUCUAUCUAGCUCCACUACGGUAACUCUGAAUCAGAUCGAUGAUAAUGUUGCCCUCAUCAAGAACAACGUAGAGGCGCAGCUCGUCGCACAAAUCCAAGCCGAUCUCAAGGCCAAUUAUCAAGCCAUCCUCCAGGGCCUGGCCGCUUCCACAACCACGAUUGUCAGCGUCACUAUAGGAGCAGCUGGUGGUGUUGCUGCCCAAGCCAUUGGUCUCGCCAACCAACAAAUCGCCACACUCACUGCCUCUAUCCUCGUGGUUAUCGACAUCCUUGUGAACCUUGGGGCCACUAUCACCAUCACGGCCACAGACCUGACUCCUGCUCUGCGAGCUACUUUCCAGUCUGAGAUCGACGCUGUCAAGGCUGCCAUCAACCCCUUUGUUAGACCUGUUCUCCUCUUCGCGGCUGCUGUACGAGACGCGAAUGUUGGCGGCAGUGCUACUAUCACUGGCCUCGACAAUGCCAUUGUCAACCUCCUCAGAGUUCAAGGCGAGGUCGCGGCGUCCAUCGGUAUUCCUGCCCCUAGUCUCUAA